Silurus meridionalis is the source of this 4214-nucleotide messenger RNA. RefSeq names its product apoptotic peptidase activating factor 1 (gene apaf1). The transcript has 27 exons. The record is from RefSeq and is a predicted model, not a curated record. Lineage: Eukaryota; Metazoa; Chordata; Actinopteri; Siluriformes; Siluridae. Bases 159 to 3938 code for a protein of 1259 amino acids. Gene Ontology annotation, cellular component: apoptosome. Gene Ontology annotation, molecular function: ADP binding; protein binding. Gene Ontology annotation, biological process: regulation of apoptotic process; apoptotic signaling pathway.
GGGGAGUUGUUUUUGAUUGAAAGGCGGAAGUGGAGAAGAAACGGUGGUUUAAAGCGCACUGGGUUUUGAUUAAAUCGCAAUUUACAGUAAAGCGAGAACAGAGAAAGGAAAACAGACUUCAUCGUGUUGAUGUUGUAGUAAAGAGAAAACAAAUCGAGAUGGAGGAGAGGGCUCGCAGCUGCUUGCUGCGCUCCAGGAUGACCCUGGAGGAGGAUAUUAAGGCUUCCUACCUUAUAGACCACAUGAUCACUGAUGGAGUUCUGACCGGAGAUGAGGAGGAUAGGAUACUCAGUAAGCCAACCAGAAAGGAGAAGGCAGCAGCCCUGCUGGAGGUCCUGCUGUGCAAAGACAACAGGGCGUACAUCUCGUUCUACAACGCGCUGAUCCGUGAGAGCUACGGAGACCUGGCCGGGCUGCUUCACGGCGACCUGCCGCAGCUCAGCCCCGAGGGGGACAAGAGCUCCCUGAACGGGAUCUCUUCCUCAGUGCAAAUGAUCCUGAGUGAAGGGGGCGUGCCCCAGAGGCCCAUGGUGUUUGUGAACCGGCCUUCUCUGCUGUCCCAGCUCCGGGAGAAGCUGAGGCAUCUGCAGAAAGCUCCGGGGUGGGUCACCGUGCACGGCAUGGCAGGAUCUGGAAAGUCUGUGAUCGCUGCUGAGGCGGUGAGAGAUCGGGUGCUGAUCAACGAGUGUUUUCCCGAUGGAGUUCACUGGCUGUCCAUCGGUCAGUGCGACAAAGCCGAUCUCCUGGUGAGAAUGCAGUCUCUGUGCUUUAGGCUGGAGCAGAGUCAAAGUUCUGAAUCGUCUCUAAGGACGCCAGGCUCGGUCGAGGAGGCGAAAGAGCGACUGCGCUUCCUCAUUCUGCGAAGGCUUCCCAGGUCUCUGCUGAUCCUGGACGAUGUUUGGGACAGUUUCACUCUCAGGGCGUUUGAUAUCCAGUGCCGAGUUCUCCUGACCACCAGGAUCUCCACUCUGACCGAUGCAGUGAGCGGUCACAGGUUCAAGGUUUCCGUGGAGAGCGGUCUGGACGAGGAGAAAGCUCUGGAAAUUCUUGCUCUGUAUGUAAAUGGGAACGCUCAGACUCUUCCAGAGCAGGCUCGCUGCAUCGUGGAGGAAUGCAAAGGUUCUCCUCUGGUCGUAUCUCUGAUUGGGGCGCUGCUCCGAGACUUUCCUGAUCGCUGGGGCUACUACCUGGAGCAGCUGAGGAAGAAGAGGCUCAAGCGCAUACGCAAGUCCUCCUCAUAUGACUACGAGGCCCUGGAUCAGGCCAUGGACGCGAGUCUACAGGUCCUCGAAGAAGAGCACAGAGAGCUCUACAAAGACCUGAGCGUGCUGGAGAAGGACGUGAAGGUGCCUGCCAAGGUGCUUUCUGUGGUAUGGGGUCUCGAGCUGGAGGAAGUGGAAGAUGUCCUCCAGGAGUUCGUGAAUAAAUCUUUGAUGUUCCGUGAUUGUAACCAGCGGCCGUACCUCUACUUCCUGCACGACCUGCAGCUCGACUUUCUCACGGAGCAAAACCGCAAUCAGCUAGCGGAGCUGCAUGCUAAAGUGGUGUGUCAGUACCAGAAAGCGUACCAAAAAAUGCCACCGCUUUCAGGAGACGUAGAGGGGUUAUACUGGUACCGCUUCCUGGCCCAUCACAUGGCACGGGCAGGCAUGUCCAAGGAGCUCUCUUCCCUCAUGUUUUCACUUGACUGGGUAAAGAAUAAGGCUCAGGUGAUGGGAUCCGCCCACUUAAUCAACGAUUACGCAGAGUAUGGUGGUAUUCUCGACAAAGAGAAUAACGAGGUGAGGCAGCAGUUCCAGGAGUUCCUGUCUUUAAACGGCCAUCAGCUGGAGCAGAGGCCGUUUCCUGACGUGGUGCAGCUGGCCCUGGCUCAGCCACACUCCUCCGAGGUCUACAGGCAGGCCUUAAUGCAGGCUCGGGAGAGGGCCAGCAGGGGGCAGCUCUACCUGGACUGGGUAAACAAGAGCAGUCUGGAGUCAAUGUCACGGCUUGUACUGCAUCCGAACCAGAACUCGGUGCACUUCGCGUGUUUCUCUCGGGAUGGCAGUAAGAUCGCCUCGUGUGGAGCCAGCAAGACACUGCGGGUGUUUAAGAGCACCUCCGGAGAGAAGAUCCAGGAGAUCCAGGAUCUUGAUGACGAAGUUCUGUGCUGUGCCUUCUCUCCUGAUGACCGUCAGAUAGCAACCUGCUCCAGCGACAGGAAAGUCAAGAUAUGGAAUUUGGAGAAAGGCACGCUGGUGCGCGUGUUUAACGUUGAGCACGACGAGCAGAUUAAUCACUGCCAGUUCACGAACAUGAAGCGGCGCAUCCUGCUGGCCACCUGCUCCAACGACAAGAUUACCAACACCAAGGUGUGGAACAUGAAUAAGCAGACGUCUCAGAACACCAUGUUUGGACACAUGGAUGGUGUUAAUCACUGCUGCUUCUCUCCGGACGACGCCUACCUCGCCACCUCGUCCAACGAUGGAACGCUAAAGCUCUUUGAAGUGACCUCAGCGAACGAGUGGAAGUCCAUCGACAUCACCAGUCUGUUUCCAGAGAGUGACGAAGGCAGCGUUUGUGUGAAGUGCAGCACGUGGUCAGCUGAUGGCCAGCGCAUUAUAGGUGCUGCAAAGAACACAGUGUUUGUGUUCGACGUGGCGACACUCGACCUGGUGUUGGAGAUCAGAGCGAGUCGUCUGAGCACGGUACAGUACUGCCACGCCUGUCCUAACAGCCAGCUCAUCGCCUUAGCACUGUCUCACUACACCGUGGAGCUGUGGGACUUUGAGGCUAAUAAGAAGAUGGCUGAAUGCAGUGGUCACCUGAGCUGGGUGUCGUGUGUGCAGUUUUCUCCAGACGGCUCGCUCCUGCUUUCAGCCUCGGAUGAUCACAUGAUCAGACUGUGGAAGACCGAGCGUGUGCACACAUCUUCAGCCGUGGCUCUGAAGAGGGACUUUGAUGUUCUCUUCAGUCAGGAGGACAUUACAGUGGUGGCAGCAGACAGCCAGAACUGCUUACAGGUGUGUUCAGGCCCGGAGGGAAAAGUACUGCUUGAGACUGCCAGACAGGAACAGAGGAUUCGUUGCGUGUGUAUCUGCAAGCAGACGUCCACCGUGGCUCUGGGCAUGGAGGACGGCAGUGUGCGGGUGCUCGAGGUUCCCUCGGGUAACGUUUUAGCAACACUGCAAGGUCACACCAAAACCGUGCACCAUUGCCUCUUCACCGAUGACGGGCAAACCCUAAUCACAGCCUCGGAAGACUCUACAAUCCGGGUGUGGCAAUGGAGGACAGGAGAGUAUCUGGAAUUAAAAGGCCAUAAGGAGCAAGUGAGAAGGUUUCAACUUCUAAAUUCAUCCUCUGCUCUGCUGUCAUGGUCAUUUGAUGGCACUGUUAAGGUGUGGGAUCUGAAGUCAGGAGAGAAGCUCCAGGACCUGCAGUGCCAUCAAGGUGCUGUUCUAUCUGGUGACGUAUCCCCUGAUGGACUCCUUUUCUCCACCACCUCAGCGGACAAGACGGUGAAGGUGUGGAGCUGUUCAUCAUGGAAGAUGGUGUUUUUCCUGGAAGGCCACAAGGCGUGCGUUCGCAGCUGCCGCUUCUCCGGAGACAACAAGCGCCUCGCUACCGGUGAUGACAAUGGAGAGAUCAGGCUCUGGAACAUGCUGAAUGGAAAGCUGCUGAAGAUCUGCUCCCGGGAGAGCAAGGAUUCGAUGGAUUCCUUCCAUGGAGGCUGGGUGACUGAUCUGCACUUCUCUCCUGAUAGCAAGGUCCUUGUAUCUACUGGUGGAUACAUCAAGUGGUGGAGUGUGGACAAAGGAGAAGCCCUGCAGACCUUCUACACCACCGGGAACAACCUGAAGCGCAUCUGCGUCUCUCCCGACUUCAAAACGUUCAUCACCAUCGACAACAUAGGAAUCCUGUACGUCCUGAAGCAGGUGAAACGCAGGUGGACCGUCUAAAACUCCACCCUCGUGAAUCGCCUUCUGUGGUUUUUAUUUCUUUUGCACCUCAAUGUCGAGGGGGUUUUUCGUGGGUAACUUCGGAAAAUGACCUGCUGUCUGCAUGCACAAGAGAAUCGGUACUUUUCUAGGACAAUCAGUGUCUCUCUCUCUCUCUCUCUCUGUUCUAAUUUAAAACGUUUUCAAUUGGAGGUACUGUGAAGCCCCACACCACUGUGCCUGAGUGUCUGAUCUAAAGCCUUAAACCAAGAUUAAAUCUGCCAGUGUGGAAAAAAA